Colletotrichum karsti is the source of this 1737-nucleotide messenger RNA. Its product is annotated as succinate-semialdehyde dehydrogenase. Bases 1 to 1737 code for a protein of 578 amino acids. The transcript has 2 exons. The record is from RefSeq and is a predicted model, not a curated record. Gene Ontology annotation, molecular function: succinate-semialdehyde dehydrogenase (NAD+) activity. NCBI's taxonomy places the organism in Eukaryota, Fungi, Ascomycota, Sordariomycetes, Glomerellales, Glomerellaceae.
AUGAUCAGCGCGGUCAGCUCUCCAGUUACCAGCACCAUUACGACGGCGAGCAACUCUUCCUCAUCCACGACGAAAAGCAACAAUGACUCCAGCGAGCCGCGACAUAGUAUUCUCGUCAAUGGCCUUCCUCCUCCCUCGCCAUCACUGCCACUUCCGUUCAAUCUUACAGACAGGGGUCUGCUCAACAGCGAAUGUCAUGUCCACAACGAAUGGGUCGGGUCUCGCAGCAAGAAACGUUUUGCCGUUAUCGAUCCAGGCACCGGCCGGGUAUGGUCGACAUGCCCGGACUGUACGAGAGAUGAUGUUAGCCCGACCGUCAAAUCCGCCCACGCCGCGUUCUUGGGCUUCUCGGAGGACACUUCGUCUCGCGAACGGGCUCGCCUUUUGACGGCCUGGAGUCAACUCAUUCUCGCUGCUCGCAUCGACUUAGCUACCAUCCUCGUCCACGAGACAGGAAAACCGCUUCAUGAGGCCCUGGCAGAAGUCGACUAUGGGGCUGGUUUGGUGAGAUGGUUUGCCAGUGAAGCUGAGCGCUUUCAGCAGACUGUCGUUCCAGUUCCUUCGUUUCCGACUUCUCCUCUCUCACCCCGCUCUCCAUUCUCACCUCGCUCUCCAUGCACACCAGCCGCGGCCGUUGGCACCCCUACCUCAAGCACAUUCAAAAGCACAUUCAAAGGGAGACAACCGGCAAUACUGAAGCAGCCGGUCGGCGUCGUUCUUGCCCUUGUGCCUUGGAGUUUCCCACUUGCAUUAACUCUCCGCAAAUCCGCCGCGGCCCUCGCAGCAGGAUGCACCGUCAUCGUCAAGCCGUCGUCCGAGACUCCUUUUUCCGCCUUGGCUCUUGCAUGUCUCGCCAAUCGCGCGGGAUUUCCAGCUGGCGCACUCAACGUCAUAACAACAAGCCUAGGAAACACGCCCGUCGUCGCCGAAGCACUAUGUAUGCACCCUCUGGUCAAAGCAGUCAGCUUCACGGGAAGCCCCCGUGUAGGAAAGAAGGUCGCGGCGACGUGCACGCGAAACUUGAAGCGUCUAUCUCUCGACCUCGGUGGAAACUGUCCCUUCAUCGUCUUCGAAGACGCAGACUUGGAGACCACCGCAAAAGAACUUACGGCGCUGAAGUGGCGGCACGCGGGACAGGCUUGCAUCGCGCCGAACCGAUGCUAUGUGCAACGGAGAGCAUACGAGACAUUCUCUAAACUGUUGGUAAAGGAGGCAGAGAAGCUACAAACCGGACAUGGAAUGGCUCGAGAUACGACACUAGGCCCGUUGACCACAAUCCGAGGGCUGUAUAAGGCCGAGGCGCUGUGUAAAGAUGCCGUGGAAAAGGGGGCUGUCAAGCUGCUGGGUACAGGCCGGAGGGAGCUCAGUGACGGGUACUACAUGUCGGCAACUAUAUUGGGCAACAUGACGGAUACGAUGUUGAUGUGUCGAGAGGAGAUUUUCGCGCCGAUACUCGGGUUAUACGUGUUCGAUACCGAGGACGAGGUCGUCAAGAGGGCAAACGAUACGCCAGUCGGAUUGGCCGGGUACGUCUUUACUAAAAGCUCUGAUCGGCUUGGGAGGAUGUUUGAGCGUUUGGACGCCGGCGUUCUCGGAAUGAACACGGUAUCUUUGGUGACAGAUGCACCUAUACCUGCUGGAAACUACGGAAACGGGUUCGCAGCUGGAUCCACAACCCCCACGACGCUUGAGGAGUUCCUCGUCACCAAGUCAGGCGCCAUGAUGGUUCGUCAAUAG